AGGCGUCGAUUAGCAAGGUAGAAGUAACAGAACCAUGGCUCAGUUUCCAACGCCUUUUGGUGGCAGCCUGGAUGUCUGGGCCAUCACCGUGGAGGAGAGAGCGAAGCACGAUCAGCAGUUCCAUAGCUUGAAGCCAGUUUCUGGAUUUAUCACUGGUGAUCAAGCGAGAAACUUUUUUUUCCAAUCCGGGUUACCUCAGCCUGUUCUGGCACAGAUAUGGGCCCUUGCCGAUAUGAAUAACGACGGGAGGAUGGAUCAGGUGGAGUUCUCCAUCGCCAUGAAGCUCAUCAAGCUGAAGCUGCAGGGCUACCAGCUGCCCUCCGCCCUGCCCCCCGUCAUGAAGCAGCAGCCGGGGGCUAUCGCCAGCGCACCAGCCUUCGGUGUGGGCGGCCUGGCCAGCAUGCCCCCGCUGCCGGCGGUCGCGCCAGUGCCAAUGGGGACCCUCCCAGUGGUCGGGAUGUCCCCCCCCCUCGUCUCCUCCGUCCCUCCAGCAGCAGUGCCUCCCCUGGCCAAUGGGGCACCCCCGGUCAUGCAGCCGCUGCCUGCGUUCGCCCAUCCUGCAGCCACAUUGCCAAAGAGUUCUUCUUUUAGUAGGUCUGGUCCAGGGUCCCAGCUAAACACUAAGUUACAGAAGGCGCCAUCGCUCGACGUGGCCAGCGCCCCGCCACUGGCCGAGUGGGCGGUGCCCCAGUCAUCCAGGCUCAAGUACCGGCAGCUGUUCAACAGCCACGACAAGACCAUGAGCGGGCACCUCACAGGUCCCCAGGCAAGAACGAUUCUCAUGCAGUCGAGUCUGCCGCAGGCGCAGCUGGCCUCUAUCUGGAACCUCUCUGACAUUGACCAAGACGGGAAGCUCACGGCGGAGGAGUUCAUCCUGGCCAUGCACCUCAUCGACGUGGCCAUGGCCGGCCAGCCGCUGCCGCCCGUGCUGCCCGCGGAGUACAUCCCGCCCUCCUUUCGGCGAGUUCGCUCUGGCAGCGGCGUGUCUGCCCUGAGCUCAGCCUCGGUGGACCAGAGGCUGCCAGAAGAGCCCGUGUUAGAAGACGAGCAGCAGCUAGAAAAGAAAUUGCCUGUGACAUUUGAAGAUAAGAAGCGUGAGAACUUCGAGCGCGGCAACCUGGAGCUGGAGAAGCGCCGGCAGGCGCUGCUGGAGCAGCAGCGGAAGGAGCAGGAGCGCCUGGCGCAGCUGGAGCGCGCGGAGCAGGAGCGCAAGGAGCGCGAGCGCGCGGAGCAGGAGCGGCGGCGGCAGCUGGAGCUGGAGCAGCAGCGGGAGAAGCAGCGGGAGCUGGAGCGGCAGCGCGAGGAGGAGCGGCGGAAGGAGAUCGAGCGGCGCGAGGCUGCAAAACGAGAACUUGAAAGGCAGCGACAACUUGAAUGGGAGCGAAAUCGAAGACAGGAACUAUUAAACCAAAGAAACAAAGAACAAGAAGACAUAGUUGUACUGAAAGCAAAGAAGAAGACUUUGGAAUUUGAAUUAGAAGCUCUGAAUGAUAAAAAGCAUCAGCUUGAAGGAAAACUUCAAGAUAUCAGAUGUCGACUGGCCACCCAAAGGCAAGAAAUUGAGAGCACAAACAAGUCCAGGGAGCUGCGAAUCGCCGAAAUCACCCACCUGCAGCAGCAGUUACAGGAGGCGCAGCAGAUGCUCGGGAGGCUGAUCCCAGAGAAGCAGAUCCUCAAUGACCAGCUGAAGCAGGUCCAGCAGAACAGUCUGCACAGAGAUUCCCUUCUUACACUCAAAAGGGCCUUGGAAGCAAAAGAACUGGCCCGCCAGCAGCUCCGAGACCAGCUGGACGAAGUUGAGAAGGAAACGAGAUCCAAACUGCAGGAGAUCGACAUUUUCAACAACCAGCUGAAGGAAUUAAGAGAAAUACAUAACAAGCAGCAACUCCAGAAGCAAAAGUCCCUAGAGGCCGAACGCCUGAAACAGAAAGAACAAGAGCGAAGGAUCAUCGAGUUAGAAAAACAAAAAGAAGAGGCGCAGAGGCGGGCUCAGGAGAGGGCCGGGCAGGGCCCCGAGCACGGGCUGCAGGACGAUGAGCUCUUCCCGCAGCACCAGGAGCCCGCCGCGCCGGCCAUCCAUGCGCCCUGGUCCACCGCAGAGAAAGGCCCGCUCACGAUCUCCGCCCAGGAGAACUCGAAGGUCGUGUACUACCGGGCGCUGUACCCCUUCGAGUCCAGGAGUCAUGAUGAGAUCAGCAUCCAGCCGGGCGACAUCGUCAUGGUGAAAGGGGAAUGGGUGGACGAGAGCCAGACUGGAGAGCCGGGGUGGCUUGGAGGAGAGCUGAAAGGCAAGACGGGCUGGUUUCCUGCCAACUACGCCGAGAAGAUCCCAGAAAACGAGGUUCCUGCCCCCGUCAAACCAGUGACGGACCUGACCACCCCCGCACCCAAGCUGGAGGUGCGGGAGACGCCGGCUCCUCCCGCGGUGACUGCGGCCGAGCCCUCCGCCGCCCCCAACAACUGGGCGGACUUCAGCUCCACUCGUGUGCGGAUGUGCAGUGAGGAGCGGUGUGCCGUGACCAUGACGGGCCCUUGGUCUUCAGGAAAUGGCAUUAAGACGGCCCCGAGCCGGGACGUGCAGUCCAGCAAAGGCACGAUCCUGAUUUUCAGCUGCCGGUCGGCCUUCCCUCCGGCCACGGCCACCGGCUCCUCUCCAUCCCCGGUUUUAGGCCAGGGUGAGAAGGUGGAGGGGCUGCAGGCGCAAGCCCUGUACCCCUGGAGAGCCAAGAAGGACAACCACCUGAACUUCAACAAAAACGACGUCAUCACGGUGCUGGAGCAGCAGGACAUGUGGUGGUUUGGAGAGGUGCAGGGCCAGAAGGGCUGGUUCCCCAAGUCCUACGUGAAGCUCAUCUCGGGGCCCACCAGGAAGGCGGCCAGCGCGGAUCCUGGCUCUUCAGACAGUCCUGCGCCUCUAAAGCGAGUGGCUUCCCCGGCGGCCAAGCCGGCCCUCUCGGGAGAAGAGUUUAUUGCCAUGUACACUUACGAGAGCGCUGAGCAAGGCGAUUUAACCUUCCAGCAAGGCGAUGUGAUUUUGGUUACCAAGAAAGAUGGUGACUGGUGGACAGGAACAGUGGGCGACAAGUCUGGAGUCUUCCCUUCUAACUAUGUGAGGCUUAAAGAUGCAGAGGGCGCUGGAACUGCUGGGAAAGCAGGGAGUUUAGGAAAAAAGCCUGAAAUAGCCCAGGUCAUUGCCUCCUACACGGCCACCGGCCCUGAGCAGCUCACCCUGGCCCCGGGCCAGCUGAUUCUGAUCCGAAAAAGGAACCCAGGUGGAUGGUGGGAAGGAGAGCUGCAGGCUCGUGGGAAAAAGCGCCAGAUAGGCUGGUUUCCUGCGAAUUAUGUAAAACUUUUAAGCCCUGGGACAAGCAAGGUCACGCCCACGGAGCCGCCCAAGCCCCCUGCACUCCAGGCAGUGUGCCAGGUGAUCGGGAUGUACGACUACACCGCGCAGAAUGACGACGAGCUGGCCUUCAGCAAGGGCCAGCUCAUCAGCGUGCUCAGCAAGGAGGACCCCGACUGGUGGAAGGGCGAGGCCGGCGGGCACGUGGGGCUCUUCCCGUCCAACUACGUGAAGCUGACCACGGACACGGACCCGAGCCAGCAAUGGUGCUCAGACCUCCACCUCCUGGAUAUGCUGACCCCCACGGAGAGGAAGCGGCAGGGGUACAUCCACGAGCUCAUCGUCACGGAGGAGAAUUACGUGAACGACCUGCAGCUGGUCACCGAGAUCUUUCAGAAACCCCUGAUGGAGGCUGAGCUGCUCACAGAGAAAGAGGGCGCUAUGACCUUUGUUAACUGGAAGGAGCUGAUUAUGUGUAACAUCAAGCUGCUGAAAGCGCUGAGAGUUCGCAAGAAGAUGUCGGGGGAGAGGAUGCCGGUGAAGAUGAUCGGGGACAUCCUGACGGCCCAGCUCCCGCACAUGCAGCCCUACAUCCGCUUCUGCAGCUGCCAGCUCAAUGGGGCGGCCCUCAUCCAGCAGAAGACGGACGAGGCCCCCGACUUCAAGGACUUCGUCAAGAGGCUGGCCAUGGACCCGCGCUGCAAAGGGAUGCCGCUCUCCAGCUUCAUCCUGAAGCCCAUGCAGCGGGUGACCAGAUACCCGCUGAUCAUCAAGAACAUCCUGGAGAACACGCCUGAGAACCACCCCGACCACAGCCACCUGAGGCUCGCCCUGGAGAAGGCGGAGGAGCUGUGCUCCCAGGUCAACGAGGGGGUGCGGGAGAAGGAGAACUCCGACCGGCUGGAGUGGCCAACCACACUGGCCGGGCCAGCACGAGGAUCCCAAGGUCCUUCGGGCCCCAGAUCCGACGCAGCAGGUGCUUUCAGAGCCAGAACCGGCAGCCUCCGCCUGACCCGCCUCCCUCCUGCCUUCUCUGGGCUUUGUCUUCCUUCUCAGCAACUCGUGUUCAACUCGGUGACCAACUGCCUGGGGCCGCGCAAGUUCCUGCACAGCGGGAAGCUGUACAAGGCCAAGAGCAACAAGGAGCUGUACGGCUUCCUCUUCAACGACUUCCUGCUGCUCACGCAGAUCGUGAAGCCGCUGGGCUCCUCGGGCACCGACAAGGUCUUCAGCCCCAAGUCCAACCUGCAGUACAAGAUGUACAAAACCCCCAUUUUCCUAAAUGAGGUUCUAGUAAAAUUACCCACCGACCCGUCUGGGGAUGAGCCCAUCUUCCACAUCUCCCACAUCGACCGCGUCUACACCCUCCGAGCAGAGAGCAUCAACGAGAGGACGGCCUGGGUGCAGAAGAUCAAAGCGGCGUCCGAGCUCUACAUAGAGACGGAGAAGAAGAAGCGGGAGAAGGCGUACCUGGUCCGUUCGCAGAGGGCGACGGGGAUCGGGAGGCUGAUGGUGAACGUGGUGGAGGGCAUCGAGCUGAAGCCCUGCCGGUCCCACGGGAAGAGCAACCCGUACUGCGAGGUGACCAUGGGCUCCCAGUGCCACAUCACCAAGACCAUGCAGGACACCCUGAACCCCAAGUGGAACUCCACCUGCCAGUUCUUCAUCCGGGACCUGGAGCAGGAGGUGCUCUGCAUCACCGUGUUCGAGAGGGACCAGUUCUCCCCGGACGAUUUCCUGGGCCGGACGGAGAUCCGUGUGGCCGACAUCAAGAGGGACCAGGGCUCCAAGGGCCCGGUGACCAAGUGUCUCCUGCUGCACGAAGUGCCCACGGGGGAGAUUGUGGUCCGCCUGGAUCUCCAGCUCUUCGACGAGCCCUAGGAGCACCCAGGCUGCGCCGGGGCCCAGCCGGCAGCCGACGCCACCGGUCGGUGCUGCUCGCCUAAGGCCAGCGUGCGGGGCGGCCACAGGCCACGGACCGCGGAGAAAGGCCCUUAGUGACGUAGGAGUAAUUCUCGACAAUCCUCCCCCCAAACAACCUCCCAUUUUAUGGACCAAAACUCUGUUUCCCUCUGUCCUCACUGCAGGCCUCAGCGCGGCAUGGAGGGGCCUGGGAACCCCGCUGCCCGCCGGCUGGGGCUCCUGCGCCGGGCCGCGGCAGGCCGGCUACCGUGGAGUCACCGGCAGUGUCUGCAGUUUUGGGGAACUCACGUCCCCGCCUGUCUCUUCCCUCUGCCAGCCUGGGACCCUGGCUGUUUAGAAAAAGUUACGAUGCCCCGGCCACCUUCUAGAACCUCAUUCCCCUCUGCGGUCCUGGCUCCGGCCGGGGAGCGGGGAGAAGGCACCUGCCGCCAUCCCAGCGGGCGGGUGGGAGCCUCCUGGCCCCUCCAGGUCUUGUCGGAUCGUGGGCGAACAUGCCCCCUGGCCGCACUCGGUGAUUGGGUCCUGACUCCCAGCAGGCGUGGGAGAUGGUGGAGGAAGCUCAUUACCUGCGGCCACGCCCUGGGGCUGUGUGGCCGCAGCGGAGAGGCUGCCUGAGCGCCUGUGGUGUCCUGGUCGCUGGCCCAGGUGGCGGCUCUCGGCUGGGGGUCCGGAAUGUUUCAUCGCCGUCGCAGCCCGUGGCCAGCUCCAAGCUGUUCCUGCUCGAAACCCGAGCCCUGAGUGCCAAGGGGGCUGCAGGAGCUGAAGUCUCCCCAAGAGGCGCCCCCGCCUGGAGAGAAGAGGGAGAGCCGGGAGGGGUAGGAAGCUGUGAAGGGUGCGUCCUGGGUGGGGUCAGACCCUGGGAUUACUCAGCCCCAUGGCGGCGGGGGGAGGGGGGGGAGCCUGGCCCGACCUCCCAACCUGCAGCCGGCCUCUCGUGACCGAACCCCGUGCUCCCUGCCAGGCAGGACGCAUGACCGCGGGUCAGGCUGGUGGGUGGGAGUUCUGUGAUUCCCCUUAAAUGCCAGGCGCUGGGGUGGUUGGUGAGAUAACAACUUGAUUUGCGCAGGACGCGUGCGGGUCCUGUUUCGUCCGCAGGUUGCUGGUCUCAGAACCCGGUUCGUUGUGGACACGAGAUGCUCUCUUGGUCCUGGAGUAGCUCCCAUGCCGGGCGGGGUCUCAGACGUUGAUUAGGGCUGUGACGCUGUCCCGGGGGUGGCGGCGACUCUGGUCGGGGUCCCUGCCACUGGGAUCCGAUGUGUCACCAUCAUCCGAGAGCCCUGCGUA
This is a messenger RNA of Myotis davidii, 6550 nucleotides long. RefSeq names its product intersectin 1 (gene ITSN1). Gene Ontology annotation, biological process: intracellular signal transduction; positive regulation of Rho protein signal transduction. Bases 35 to 5224 code for a protein of 1729 amino acids. Gene Ontology annotation, molecular function: guanyl-nucleotide exchange factor activity; calcium ion binding; protein binding. The transcript is spliced from 41 exons. Lineage: Eukaryota; Metazoa; Chordata; Mammalia; Chiroptera; Vespertilionidae. The record is from RefSeq and is a predicted model, not a curated record.